AUGGCCGAUCAAUUCAAGGCGCGAACGCUGAAGCGCAAGAACGUCAAAGGUCUUGCUCUGAAUGCCGCCCCGAAACCCCCCGCCAAUAACGCCGAUGGUGAUGCUCAAGCCUCGGGCGCCGGUGGAACCGUCGAGAGCAACCGCACCGAUACCCUGGAGAUCGGGCUUGAGUUCCGACUCGACUUGCGUAGUGAGGAUCUGGUCACCCUGAAGGAACUUGGCGCGGGAAAUGGAGGUACUGUCUCCAAGGUCAUGCACGCCUCCACCAAGGUGGUUAUGGCUCGAAAGAUCAUCCGGGUCGAUGCGAAGGAGAAUGUGAGAAAGCAGAUCCUGCGGGAGCUUCAAGUGGGACAUGACUGCAAUUCGCCCAACAUCGUCACCUUCUACGGUGCGUUUCAGAACGAAGCCAGGGACAUUGUGUUGUGCAUGGAGUACAUGGAUUGCGGCUCGCUCGAUCGAAUCUCCAAGGACUUCGGCCCGGUGCGUGUGGACGUGCUGGGCAAGAUCACCGAGUCCGUCCUGGCUGGUCUGGUGUAUCUCUACGAAGCCCACCGCAUCAUGCACCGUGACAUCAAGCCGUCUAACGUGCUCGUCAACUCGCGCGGCAAUAUCAAGCUGUGCGACUUUGGCGUCGCGACGGAGACGGUCAACUCGAUUGCAGAUACGUUUGUCGGCACGUCGACCUACAUGGCGCCCGAGCGGAUUCAGGGCAGCGCGUAUACCGUGCGCUCGGAUGUUUGGAGUGUGGGAUUGACGGUAAUGGAACUGGCGGUUGGUCGAUUCCCCUUCGAUACCUCGGACUCGUCGGCCGGCGACCGGGCCAGUGCGGGACCCAUGGGCAUCUUGGAUCUCCUCCAGCAGAUCGUGCAUGAGCCGGCUCCCAAGCUGCCCAAGAGCGAUGCGUUCCCUCCCAUCCUCCACGAAUUUGUUGCCAAAUGUCUGCUGAAGAAGCCCGAGGAGCGUCCCACACCUCGCGAGCUUUACGACAAGGAUGCUUUCCUCCAGGCCGCCAAACGGACUCCUGUUGAUCUCCAGGAAUGGGCCAUCAGCAUGAUGGAGCGUCACAACCGCAAGUCGUACCUGGCACCGCCACCGCCCAAGUCGCUCAAGGAAGAGCCCCCGGUGUCGCAGUCCACCCCGUCUCCCAAGCCUCAACCCAGCAGCAAGCCAGCACGCACGCCCCAGUUUGUGCCUGGCGUGUCACCCGGCGACGUUUCCUUCAGUGGAGGCCGCGAUAGCCCUUCAAACUACCCGUACAACUACCCGGCGAACCCGUCUCCUCGUCCGACCCGGUCGACGCGCUCGCCUCCCAUCUCUCUCGAGCAUCUGUCGCUGGAAGAUGAGUACCGAUCCGGCCGUCGUCCCUCGCGGACUCCAGUCGGGGGCCCGUCUUCCGGGUUGGAGCCUCCCAUGCAUCUAUCGAUGGGGUCUCGCUCGGCCAGCUCGCACAACACGAAGUCGCGAAUGCCCCUGCAGUCGGCGGCGCUGCCCGUGCGCGGGCCUCCCCCCAGCGGACCUCCCCCUCCGGCUCCUGGCAGCGGAUCCUGGCAGCGCCAACCGGGCUCCAUGCGGGGAGACCAUAUGACGGGGGCUGUCUAG
Molecule: messenger RNA, 1599 nt
Organism: Aspergillus ibericus CBS 121593
Lineage: Eukaryota; Fungi; Ascomycota; Eurotiomycetes; Eurotiales; Aspergillaceae
Gene: ste7
Product: MAP kinase kinase Ste7
Exons: 4
Coding region: 1-1599 (532 amino acids)
Biological process (GO): protein phosphorylation
Molecular function (GO): ATP binding; protein kinase activity
Source: RefSeq, a predicted model, not a curated record